Messenger RNA from Drosophila biarmipes, 849 nucleotides. RefSeq names its product coagulation factor X-like. The record is from RefSeq and is a predicted model, not a curated record. Lineage: Eukaryota; Metazoa; Arthropoda; Insecta; Diptera; Drosophilidae. The transcript is spliced from 3 exons. Gene Ontology annotation, biological process: proteolysis. Gene Ontology annotation, molecular function: serine-type endopeptidase activity. Bases 11 to 733 code for a protein of 240 amino acids.
GUGUGAAAUUAUGGGUUCCCCACUGUGGUUGGCUUUCUGCACUCUGCUGCUCUUCUAUAAGGGAUCAGCUAAAUUUUUAGAGCGGAAUUGUGGAAGAAGUCAGAGUAUUCACAUUCCCAAUCCUUGGCUGGUCACCAUUCGAAAUAAAGCGAAUUCUGAGUUCAUCUGCGCUGGCACGCUUCUCAACGAACGGUCCAUCCUAACAGCUGCAAGUUGCAUAAAAAGAGGCACCAACCUCAUCGUUCGCUUGGGAGAACGAAACCUAAACGGGACAUAUGAAGAAAGCAUUGUAGCGAAGGCAAUAGUGCACAGGUCACCUGAACAGAAUGAUAUAGCUCUGCUCAGAUUAAAAACCAGUGUCGUAUAUAAGACUGAAAUACAACCUAUAUGCAUUAAUGCAAAUGUGGAAAAAACACCGAUAGCGUCUACCUAUGAGAUCGGCAGAAAAUAUCAGAAGAAACCAGACGUAGUUGAAUGUCCAUGGCAUAGAAAAUUGUUGUUUUUAUUUGGCCUUGGGAACCCUUGCCCAAGCCAAAAAGAAGAAGUUAAUUUAUCUCCCGAUCCCAUUGAAAGGGGUAGUCCUGAUAACCGAUAUAAGGACGAACUAUUUUUUCAAAAGGGAAUUCUAACAAACAAGGACAUAUACACCGAUGUAGAGGCCUAUGUCGACUGGAUAAUACCAAACGCUCUGCAAAUAGAUAUCAUAUGGGCUCCAGAGCUGCCAUCACCAUAAAUACUACGUUUGUAUUUUUUGUACUUAUAUUUGUACAAUCUUUUUAGAAAAAUAUAAUUUACGUAAGCAUCUGAUUUAAGUCGAUAAAAUAAAAGCUUGGAAUUUUCUAAGUGUAA